AUGGCUUCGUCUCGCUCUUCUAGUACCACGUCCAUCGGUAGUCGUCAUUCCAAAACCUCCAACAAAGAUGGAAAAUUCUCUCUUCCCGAUAAACCAGGAAGGCCACAAGAAAGACGUGAAGAAAUCUUAGAGACCUCACCAGCAAAAAGACUCAAGAAAGAAGUUGAGACCGUAAAUGAAUGUGCUGGAACUUCGAAUCUAGUUGAUAAGAAUGUUAAUCUGAAAGUGUAUGGCACAAUUCCUUUUGUGAAAAAUACUUAUGAGCAGCUGAAAGAAGAUAACGGAUUGCUCACCCUUCCAACUUCAUCGGUCACCGUUACUCCGAAAGAUUUCACUCAUAUUCAAUAUAAAGGUGAAGGAGUUUCUGGUAGAGUUGAAAUCGUUGAAUACAAAAAAUUCAAAGUGGCUAUGAAGUCAAUUCUUAUCGGGACUACUCCAAAGACAACAAAAAUCGAUGAUGUAGUUCGUGAAUUGAACUUUUUGAAAAUGUGUAAAGGAUGUGACGAAUUCAUAUUUUUUAGAGGAUUCCUCGAAAGAGCUAAUUAUGUGGAUAUAUUCAUGGAGCCCAUGAGAAGCAGUCUCGCCUGUUUCAUUAAAAAGGAGAUCAAACUUCCAGAAAUUGCCCUCCGCGCUGUGAUUGCUCAUAUCACCAUUGGAUUACACUGGCUACUUGAUGCCCUCGGAUCAAUACAUCGGGAUAUAAAACCUGGUAAUCUUCUAUGCGAUGACAAUGGCCACGUAAAGAUUGGAGAUCUUGGGAGUUGUGCACGCGUUGAAGACAUCGAAAUUGAUGAAAAAAAACAAAGCGUAGCUGGAACAAUUUCCUAUCAACCGCCCGAAGCCGUCUCUAAAACAAUGACCGAAGCUUCUCUUUUGAAACUCGACACGUGGAGCCUAGGAAUAUCGAUUCUUGAAUUAGCUACAUCUAAACAUCCAUUCUCACAACAAAAAUUAGCUAAUCAAGAAGACACCCUCGAAUUCGAUAUAAUUGUCAAGAACCCUCCAGCUCUUCCAACAAAUUCAAUCAAAAGCUAG
This is a messenger RNA of Caenorhabditis remanei, 1035 nucleotides long. RefSeq lists its product as uncharacterized. The coding region runs from base 1 to 1035 and encodes 344 amino acids. The record is from RefSeq and is a predicted model, not a curated record. Gene Ontology annotation, molecular function: ATP binding; MAP kinase kinase activity. NCBI's taxonomy places the organism in Eukaryota, Metazoa, Nematoda, Chromadorea, Rhabditida, Rhabditidae. The transcript has 6 exons. Gene Ontology annotation, biological process: protein phosphorylation; MAPK cascade.